UUUCCCAAAACGCUUCAUUACUUUCCCAAAAAUAUAUUUUUAUUAUUCAAUGAAAAACUUAUCAGAACCUUCUAUGUCUCUAAGAAACCCUAUCAAAGCAAACACAAAAAUCGCACUCUUCUUCUUCGUUUUACCCAAAUCCAAUUUCAUUUGCCGACGCUUCUUUCUCGACCUCGAAUUUCCAAGUUAAUAUCUGAUCUCGCAAAUUUUGUCUAGACGCUUUUGUCACUUACCGAAGCCAGCAGAUCACUUACAGAACCGCCAUACCUCUGUCGUACCAGGGUCACAAAGAGGUUGACGUUGGGUCGCCGUUUGUUUAUGGAACCAACGUUCCAACUGCCUUCAUCGAAGUACCAGCAAGAGAAAGGUGUUAUUAAAUAUACACAAUGCCGCCAAGAGAAGAAUUCCCUACAAAAGCUCUGGAUGGUGCUCCAAGUAAUGAUAUUGGGUGGUAUUUUGGAACGCCAGAACCCGGAAGUCGCAACAAUGUUCGUUGCAAACUUUGUAAUGUGGUAGUAAAAGGUGGGAUUACAACAUUGAAGCAACAUAUAGCACAUAUGAAAGGACAAGUUGCAGGUUGUGCUAGAGUAACAACUAUGGUUAGAGAAAAUAUGAUGAAACUUCUACUUGAUUCAAAAGCAAAGAGAAAUGAUUCUAAAAGAAGAAAAGAAGAAUUUGAAGAACGUUUAAGAGGAGAUGUUGAAGAUGAAGAUGAAGAUGUGGAUACUCUUAUUGAUGAUCAAUUGAGAUAUGCAACACAACAAAGCCUUAGAUCACAUCAAGAAUGGGAAAAUAUACAACAGUUCAAACGAGAAACAACAGGUUCUGAAAAUGUAUAUGAACAUGGCAGAAGCUCUCGUGUCAGUGUUAGUGGGGCUGGAAGGCCAGAAGAUAUCUCUUUUUCUUUGAGAUCUACUAAUAUUGAUCUUGUUAGGAGCAAAAGCAUGAAGCAACCAAGAGCUGGUAAUGGGUUUUUGAAGACAUGGAGGAAAAGGCUUGGAGAGGCUGUCAGCAAAUUUAUAAUUUAUGAACGUUUGCCUAUGAAUUUAUCUAACUCUCCUUGGUUACAUAAUUUGCUUUAUACUGCUUCUGAGGUUGGAAAAGCCAAAUGUCCAACUCCUUAUGAAAUCUCAAAUGUUUACUUAGAAUCUGAAUAUAAGGAAAUGUUGGAGUGGAUAAAUGGUAUGAAAAAAAUUUGGCAAGAAAGAGGAGCAACAAUAAUGUGUGAUGGUUGGACAGACAGCAUCAACCAUACUCAUAUUAUGAAUUUCUUGGUAUAUUGUCACAAAGGUACUGUGUUUUGGAAGUCUGUUGAUGCUUCUGAUGUUGAUAGUAGAAACACUGAAUACUAUUUUCAAUUGUUGGAUAAAGUUGUGGAAGAAGUGGGUGAAGAGUAUGUAGUUCAAGUGGUAACAGACAAUGAAGCCGCAUUAAAAGCGGCUGGUCAAAAGCUUAUGGAGAAGAGACCCCAUUUAUAUUGGUCUUCUUGUGCUGCUCAUUGUUUAGAUCUUUGCUUUGAGGAUAUAGGAAAAAAGAAAAGCAUACAAAACUUAUUAAGUGAAGCAAAAAUGGUGACAACUUUCAUCUACAACCAUACGUAUAUUGUGAGUCUAAUGAAAAAAUAUACUGGCGGUAGAGAUAUUGUUCGUCCUGGUGUUACCCGAUUUGCAACACAAUUUCUACAACUUCAAGCAAUUGUUAGACAAAGGGAAGGUCUUGAAAACAUGUUCAAUUCUGAAGAAUUUAGAAAAACAAAAUAUGGUAAAGAGAAGAAAGGACCGGGAUAUGAAGCAAGAAAAAUUGUUAUGAGUAGGGACUUUUGGAGUAAGGCCAAUGACAUUUUGAAAGUAUUUGAGCCUAUUAUAAAAGUUUUGAGACUAGUGGAUGGUGACGAGAAACCAACAAUGGGUUUCAUAUAUGAAGCCAUUGAUCGAGCAAAACAAGCAAUUCAACAGAAUUCUCGUUAUCAUUCCAAAUACAAUGAUAUCAUUGACAAACGUUGGAAAUUCAUGCACUCUGAUCUUCAUUAUGCUGGUUAUUUUUUUAAUCCACAAUUUCAAUAUGGAAUCGAGCAUGGAAAAGCUGUUUACAAAGAAACAUUUAAUGGAACAAAGGAAGUAAUCAUGAAGCUAGAAAGAAACAUGGAUGAUCAAAUCAAAGCUCUAAACCAACUAACACUUUUUAGAGAAAAGAGUGAAACGUUUGGUACACCUCUAGCUCAAAAAUCUUGGUCUAAGAUGGAUGCAGCUCAAUGGUGGGAAUAUCAUGGUUCAUGUGCUCCUGAACUUCAACAUUUGGCUAUGAUAGUUCUCAGUCAAACAACCUCUGCCACAAAUUGUGAGAGAAAUUGGAGUACAUUUAGCUAUAUUCACACAAAGACAAGAAAUAAAUUGAAGUACAAAAAAUUGCAUAAGCUUGUCUUCACACAUUACAACAUGAAGUUGAGAAUGAGAGAUAAAUUAAGGAAGAGUCGGGAAGAAAUAGAAGCAAGUUUUGAUCCGAUAAAUCUUGACUGUAUAUUUCAAGAAGAUCCGUUAUCUCAAUGGAUAGAAGAGAGGGAAAAUCCAGUAUUGGAUGGAGUUCAAAAUGCAUAAUGGUUACCAAUAGUUGAUACUGAUGAUGAAAAUGUUGAUGAUAAUAGUGAAUCUAAUGAUAGUGGUGGCUUAAGUCCACCAAGCGGUAAUAGUGGUGAUGGAGGUGGUAAUGAAGUGGAUAACGAAGGUGAAAAUGAAAGUGGAAGUGGGGGUGGUGAUGAUGAAGGAGAAGAUGAAGAGCAAUUAAAACUUGAUCCAUAUCAUGAAAUACCACCUGGUUAUAGGCGUUAUAGGAACUUGAAUGAUAUAGAUCGUUCUGACAACUCACUACUUGACUCGAGAGGAAAUGUGUCACAAUCUGGAAGAAAGGGGAAAAGAAAAAAAAUGCUCCACUUGAAGAUUCCUCCUCUUCUAGUAUUGCUCAUAGUUUUAGUGAUUUUGGGAUUGGUGAUUCUUCACAAAGUAGUCAACAAUCGUAUCCUCCUGUUUAUCAGUAUCCUUAUUUCAACUCCUAUAACCAAUAUCCUAGUCAUCAAGCUCCUUUGUACCACCAACAAUCAAUGAAUUAUCACAAUCCUUAUCAUCAA
Vicia villosa (hairy vetch) is the source of this 3121-nucleotide messenger RNA. RefSeq lists its product as uncharacterized. The record is from RefSeq and is a predicted model, not a curated record. The transcript has 5 exons. Gene Ontology annotation, molecular function: protein dimerization activity. NCBI's taxonomy places the organism in Eukaryota, Viridiplantae, Streptophyta, Magnoliopsida, Fabales, Fabaceae. Bases 387 to 2594 code for a protein of 735 amino acids.